AUGUCUGUUCAAGAAGAGCGUAUCUCGAUUCCUGGCCCGCUGGGUGAGGCCAUUGUUGGCCAGUUGCGGGUCAAUGAUCCUCAAUCGGACAAGUGCAUCUUGAUCCUACAUGGUCAUCUUGGACAUAAAGAUUAUCUCUUCCUCAAGUACCUUGCGGAGGAGUACGAGGGGAACAGCUUCCGAUUGGACUUUCGUGGCAAUGGGGAGAGUGAUGGAGACUGGGAUCGACCAAGAUUGUUCAAGGAUGACUAUGCUGAUCUGGAUGCUGUCACGGACCAUCUCCGACGCGAACGCAAGUAUCAGAUCUACGCCAUCGUCGGCCACUCCCGAGGUGGACAAGUUGCUCUUCUCUACGCCCACCACCGGCCUGAUUUACGAAUUCCUCUUCUUGUUAAUGCAUCAGGCCGUUAUUUUGGUUCCGGCCUGCGCGACAGGUAUCUCAUGAGAAGCAAAACGAUGGCCGAAGAAGGCGGCGCAACCGACAAAAUCAAGGUCAAACACACAGGUGAAGUUAAGGCUAAGCGUACACCAUGGGAAGAAAUCGAAGCAAACUCGAAUAUCGACUUGAGCGUAAUCGAACACUUCCCGCCCGACGUGAAUGUCCUUACAAUGAUGGGCACGCGGGAUCAUAUUGUUCCUCCCAACGAAGUGCAAUACUUCGCAAAUCUGUUGGCGGGACGACACACCCUCCAGAUGGUCGAAGGCGCCGACCACAACUAUUACGCACCGACCGGCGAACCCUCCCCUCACCUUCCCGACCUCGAACCCCGCCAUAACUUCAACCCCGACGUAGCAAAGUACAUCGCCAACUGGCUCUCCUCAGAAUCAGAACGCAAACGCUUCUGGAAACGAAGCCAAUGGAUCGGCGGUACUCGUCGGUUUAAGAUGGACGUCGAAGGAACCGCGAAUUUCCGUGAUCUCGGUGGGUGGAAGAAUGAGGGUGAGCAGUGGGUCCGGAAGGGGUGGAUUUUUAGGUCUGCGGAUUUGUGUGGGGUCACCGAGCGUGGGGCGGAUGUGAUGCGGAAGUUAAAUAUCAAGGUCGCGUAUGAUCUCAGAUCUGACCCUGAACUGAAGAAGUCUGGGUGGGGUGAGUUGGAGGGGGUUCAGAGGUGUCACAAUCCUGUCUUCAAAGAAGAAGAUUACUCGCCUGAAAAACUCGCACAACGCUUCGCGAACUACCAUAAUGGUAUCGAAGGUUUCCUCAAAGCCUACAAAACAAUCCUCCAGCACGGUGGUCACGCUUUCCGCACAGUCCUGCUCCACCUCCGCGACUGUCCCGACGAGGGGCUGGUUAUCCAUUGCAAAGCUGGAAAAGACCGUACCGGAGUCAUCUGUGCGCUGAUCUUGAAGCUUGCGGGCGUGGACGACGAAACCGUCGCUCGCGAAUACGAACUCACAACCGAAGGCCUCAAAGACGAACACGAUAAAAUCAUCGCAUCCCUCCCCACCUCCUCCGACGAGGAUCUCAAUAACCCGAAGAAAGCUGCCCUGUCAUCCCUGAUGAGUUCAAAAUACGAGUCUAUGAUGGUAACGUUGAAGAUGCUUCAAGAACGGUUCGGGGGUGCGGAGAGGUACGUGAAGGAGUAUUGUGGGAUGACGGACGAGGAUGUGAAGAAGAUUAGAGAGAACUUGCUUGUUGGAAGUGAGAUUGAUUGGGUUUGGAGACAUCAGGGACGUGCAAGGAGGAAUAGCCAGGAGUCGCGCCUUUGA
Saitoella complicata NRRL Y-17804 is the source of this 1710-nucleotide messenger RNA. RefSeq names its product alpha/beta-hydrolase. Gene Ontology annotation, biological process: dephosphorylation. The transcript has 3 exons. The record is from RefSeq and is a predicted model, not a curated record. The coding region runs from base 1 to 1710 and encodes 569 amino acids. Lineage: Eukaryota; Fungi; Ascomycota; Saitoellomycetes; Saitoellales; Saitoellaceae. Gene Ontology annotation, molecular function: phosphoprotein phosphatase activity.